Dinoponera quadriceps is the source of this 3864-nucleotide messenger RNA. RefSeq names its product RIB43A-like with coiled-coils protein 2. The transcript has 8 exons. The record is from RefSeq and is a predicted model, not a curated record. Lineage: Eukaryota; Metazoa; Arthropoda; Insecta; Hymenoptera; Formicidae. Bases 2437 to 3738 code for a protein of 433 amino acids.
GAGAAGGAAGGAGGGAAGGAGAGAUAUAUUUAAGGGGAGAGAAAUGCAGUUUAAAGUGAAAUAAAAUAAUAAGUGUCAGGCUCUCGGAUGAAGUAAAGAACAAACAUAGAAACAAUAAAAUAGACGAUAAGAGCCAAAUUGAAGAAUCUCAAUAGCAAAAUAUUUGAUGAAAAUUAGAAAUCAGACGCAAGAGUAGUAUUUGAACGUUUCCAACUAAACUAAUGGUCAAAACGUUCAAAUACCAGGGUACCUGAUUUCUACAAUUUUAGCCAUUGAGAUUCAAUAGCAAUUUGGCUCUUAUUGUUUAUCUUAUCUAUCUUAUUGUUUUGUGUUUAUUCGCGAUUUAAACGUUCCCCUUACGUACCUCGUCAUAAUUCAAUCGCCUUUGAAUCGAUCUUCAUUCAUUUUUCGCCAAGUGGUUAACUAAUCAAAAUAAAGAUGAUAUCACACGUUGUUUUCGUUACCGCUGAGCUAAUAACGAUCACGACCAGUCGUAUCUCUUAAUGUCGACCUUGCGGGUUACGAUCCAGGCUCGGGACUCUUCUGCGAAUCCGCGUUUUAUCGGAAGAAGCGAUGCGAUUAACCCAUUUAAAAUAUUUAAUCGACACUUACUCUACGUCGUUUUCGUUACCGCACAGCAUUGCCGCAAUAAUACGAUGACAAAUUGUACCGUGCGGCGUGCGUAUGCAAGAUACUUUCACGAAAUCAACAGAUAAUGCUGAAUAAUUAUCGAGCGACGCGCGCGUUUUUCCGACGAAUAGAUUACCACGUGAUCGAAGUCAAACAUCGGGGAGGCUCACACCAACGACGACACCGAAAUCACCGUGUAUUGAUCGUAAAGACGUAAUUACCGAGAAUAAAAGGCGGCCCGAGAGAGCCGUCCGAGAAAAAGCGUCUUCGCCCGCAGCGGUAGAAUUAAUAGAUCGAAUUAGGAGCUGCGAUUACAAACACUCCGAGACAAAAUUCUAGUUUCCACACUGAUCCUGCGGGUUCCGUUAAAUUCGAAGGAUGUGAAGGAUCAAUAGGCAAUUUCAAAAUGUAACAUUAUACAGGCUAUUGGCCUACUUUAAUCCCACGAAUGGUUACUUACUGCCGUUUUCUUUAUGUCGAAGCUUGAAGAAGCAUUUUAAACAUGAUUUAAUAUUCGAAUAUGCUACCUGCAUUUAAAUCUUAUUCUUAAUUUCAAUAAGCAAUAUAUUAUGUAACUUAUUUAACUUAUUUAACUAGAGAUCAAAUAUGUGCGAUAAGCAAAUAGUAAAUAACUCAUUAAAAUAGCUUAUAUAAUGUUGUAACUCGAGAUUCUCCAUUGGUCCUUUAAAUUCAACGGAAUUUGCAGGAUUAAUGGAAUUAAACUUUAACUCGUAACCUACUAUUAUUAAAGUGCCUUUUUCGGCAGUCUCCCGAAUUUAAAUUCUGGACCUAUGUUAAAUCUUUAAUUCUAUAUCGCAGGAGGCUAAGAUAAUUCUUCCAAUAAUAUUUAUUCCUAUUUUGUUUCUGAUAACGUCUUAAAUUCCCGUAUCCACAGUUUUAACGUCGAAAUAGGUUGUUUAAGGCAGCGUUAAAAUGAAAUCUGUAGGAUUAAAGGUUUAAGAAAGAAGUUAAAAAGUGUCAAGGUCAUUAAAGUAAGUUUUAUCAGCCCACAGACCGCCCAAGUAGGCGCAAACUAUCCUUAAGAGCGUCAAAGUAGCGUCGGAAUUUCAACUCGGGGUAAAGCGUGUCUUACGAACAUGCGCUUUCAGUACACAAGAGGUCCCACGUAACACAAAUAUCGCGAAUAUAUUGCCUGUUACUUUUUAACGACUCUUUCAAGUCGUUAUUAACGCAUCAGUCUGACACAAGAAUUUUAUGACACGUUUGGGUUAAUCAAUGUAUUAAUGACGCAAAAAAUUAAAAAGAGAAGCAAACUGCGAACACACGUUUAAUACUUCGAAAGCCAACUUUUAUACUAAUUAGGCUGAAUGAGGUUUGGCAUCACGCUUUUUUUUUCAAAUAACUCUUUAAACUACGUGAUAUAGGGAUGAAAAUUGUCGCAACGCGUCGUAUCAUCGUGAGCCUGCUACCGUCUCCAAAUUAAUCUCGAACUAUUAUUGCAGCAGGUGUUAUCGAUUAAACGAUUAACGUCUCUUGCCGGCGUUAUCUUAUUGGAAAGCUCUCGUGUCGAACGUCUGAAAUAGCCCUCUUUUAUUAGACAGAGACCGGUAAUUUUUCUAAUUACAGGGUAACCCUGUCAACGUCAAUAAGUCAUCGGGCACGUAAGAGCAUCGUGUGACGAGCGCGAUAUAGCGCGAUAGUGCAAUUGAUCGGCGCUGUGUAAACGCGCGAGAAGCCAAGUAGAAUCGCGAGUUGAUAAAUUCGUGCGGUUGAAUCACGAACGUGCCGCACGAACGAAUCUACCGCUUACACGCGAUCUCAUGUCCGCGGCGGGGCAAACUCACCAUGGUAACGAGUGUGUGGACUGCAAGACCUCAAAAGCUCGAUACUUGCCAGCCCCGAAAGUCUGGAUAUGUUCUCGCUGUUCUCGUGUACAUAACCUUGCCGCGGUAUCAAGAAAGUGGCGCGCGCCUUCCGGAUUUCUCGCGAAAAAUACCCGCGAUGCUCAAAUUUCAACACACCACGCCGGAGGAUCUCAAGAUCGCCGCUUCUAUAGAACACAAACGACGGCUCGAGGAAGCGAGGAAACUGCGCAUCUUCGACCCUCGCGUCAGGAAGAUCGGAAUAGACAAGGCAUUCUUGGAUAGGCAAGUCGAGGAAAAGAAGCGGCUGCGCGAGCAGGAACAGGCGAAAGAAUGCCAAUUGAACGAGGCGCUAGUUCGCAGCAGCCAGCUUGCCGCGCAUCUGGAGAGGCAACAAGAGGAGGAGAGACGUCAAAUACACAAAGAGAUCGAGUCGUUUCGACGGGAACACCAGCGGGCCGAGGACCGGCGAGAUUACGACUUGUAUGACCCCGAAGCGUUGAGGAAAUCGCUCCCGCUGCGAGUGGAUGACGAUGACCCGAACUUGGGACUAGCGUCUGCUCAGAAGUUCGAGGGCGAGGAUCCCAAUCUGCACGAGCGGCAGGAGGCGCAGAAACAGCAGAUGCGUUGGUGGAUCCGGAGGCAGAAGGAGGAACGCGAGGCGGCUGAAAAGGUGCGACGGGAGAUCGAGGAAGCCUAUCAGGAAGUCAUCCUUUCCAGGGACGAGCGCGCGGCGACGCUCGCGCGAAUGGAGGAAGAGUGCCGGCGAAGGCUGAACGAAGCCACGGCGAGAUUUAAUUGCGCUUUGGCCACGGAGCAACAGCACCGCCGUCAAUGCGAAGCCGUUCAAGAGGAGGAGGACAACAAAGCGGAAAUCUAUAAUCACGUGACUGGGGACUUCCUCACGGAGGCCAAGGAACAGGCCGAGAGCACUCGCGGUCCACACAGACCGUUGGUAUCACGGUACAAGGGCAUGACUGAAGACGAGUUGAAGGUCUUCAGGAAUGCUCAGCUGGAGCAGAUAAAGGAGCUUCAGAGAAUCAAGCAGGACGAAAAACGCAUGAACGAAGACUGGGAUCGUAUGAUGACUUCGCAUCUUCAAACUGCUUACUCAUAUGCGCGAGAAUUGGAGCAGAAAAAAUCGGAACUGAAUAAGAAGAUCGCAGAGGAGAACUUGCGGAUGGCCGAGCGACAAAAGUCACAUCAGGAUUAUUUGAACCGCGUUCUUUACAAGAACAUACCGGCCGCCGCUUUCUACGAGCAAUUUAACAAAAGUACACGUUGAAUGGCGACGGUGGCUCUCAUAUGCGCGAUGCAUUCCCGAAGAAUUGGACGGAUAUGUCGAAACAUAAUUGCACAAAUUUAUAAAAUGAGAAGUUAAUAUUAAUAAAUCGACCGUACUGGCAAAAUA